AUGGCUGGAGUGGUAGGAGCAAUUGAUGGGACAUUGAUUGAGAUCUUGCGUCCCCAUCAGCACGAGGGGUUCUUCAAUCGUCACGGCGACCUGUCAUUGAACGUACAAGUCAUUGUCGACACCGCCAUCGAGCUUAUGGACGCCGAAAAGCAACUCACGAUGUUUUGA
Aphanomyces invadans is the source of this 168-nucleotide messenger RNA. RefSeq lists its product as hypothetical. The record is from RefSeq and is a predicted model, not a curated record. NCBI's taxonomy places the organism in Eukaryota, Oomycota, Saprolegniomycetes, Saprolegniales, Verrucalvaceae. The transcript is spliced from 2 exons. Bases 1 to 168 code for a protein of 55 amino acids.